This is a messenger RNA of Macaca mulatta (Rhesus monkey), 4920 nucleotides long. RefSeq names its product UDP-GlcNAc:betaGal beta-1,3-N-acetylglucosaminyltransferase 5 (gene B3GNT5). Gene Ontology annotation, molecular function: N-acetyllactosaminide beta-1,3-N-acetylglucosaminyltransferase activity. The record is from RefSeq and is a predicted model, not a curated record. Gene Ontology annotation, cellular component: Golgi membrane. NCBI's taxonomy places the organism in Eukaryota, Metazoa, Chordata, Mammalia, Primates, Cercopithecidae. Gene Ontology annotation, biological process: protein O-linked glycosylation.
CGGCUAGGAGCCUAGCGCCCCCGCCCGGGCCGGCCCCCAUUCCGCCCGCAUCCAGCCCGCAUCCCGCCGGGGAAGCGAGCCCAGUGCAGCGCUGCCCGUCCAGUCUUCGCCCAAGAUUUAAAGCCCGCAAGUUUUGUUCUUGAGACCAGCGACUUUCGCUCCGAUGCAGGAAGGAAAGCCGACCUCAGAUUUGGACAUUUAAAGAGCUGGGCUUGGACUUGGUGAGUUUCGCUCUAAACUGCCCUUGAAAUGAAGCUAGACUUGGAGGUAAAGUCACUGGGAAGCUGGCCUGGGGCGGGGUUUCCCCCUCCUCUCGUAUUUUAGAAACGGAUCGCAGCAGUGCAGCCCUAGUUUGCUGUAAGUUUCCUUCCUUUGUUACUGAGGCCCCCAGAGCUCCAGGCAUAAGUGGUGUGACCAGAAACCUUUUAACAAGACCCGCUUGAGAGCCUGCCUUAGAGCUCCCGCUCGGAAACGAAAAGACCACCCUAAUCCGCUGCGCGGCAGAACCAGUGUCCUGUGUGGGAGGAACCGCGGCGUGCCCUGGGCUCAGGACCCGCGAGGCCAACACAGUCCGCCUCUUGGCGGAGCGCCCCGGGCCGGUGGUUCCGCGCGGAGUUAGUCUGUGGUCAGUUACGUGGUGAAAACACUGCCGUGCCGCGGCCGCAUCUUUCCGCGGGCCGAGGCUUCUCUGGGUGGGAAUGUUGACUUCCCUUCCGGAUCGCUAAAUGGGGAAAGUUCUGGCCGCUCAGCGGGAUACGUCUCCAGGCCCCGGAUGGUUCGUUCUCCGCGCCGCGGCCCCGAGCUGGGCUCCCUGGGUCUCCCGCGCGGGCUCCCGGCACUGGGGCUGCGGGCCGCCCCCUCCGCCCCGCCCCCGCCCGGCGCGCCUUCUCGGCCGAGCGGUUCGCGGUCUCCGGCGCGGGAGGCUCCGAGUCUGCCCACUCCGGACCGAGCGAGGUCUCCGGGGGGGAAGAGUGGCUAGGAGGUGAGGACACGCUGGUCCUCGCCCGGCGCGUGGCGCCAGGACUUCAGGUGGCAUGGAAUGUUCACAUGGGAGAGCCACAUGAGGCCGCCCACCACGCUUCCUGAAGGAUGCCCGGGUGGAAGAAUUUUGACGUGCCAGUGUCCUCGUUCUACAGGGUGUUCCAUUCUUUCACAAUCUCAGAAAAAUGGGAUUAAAAGAAACUAUUUUGUGAAAUAAGAAAACUGUUUUCCAUUUUUAAUGACCAACAUGUAUUAAGAUGGACACCUACUCUAUGAAAUACGAAGUUCUAUGGUCCCGAAGAAGCCAGUGCCUAUCCUAAAUAAAAACAGACUUGAGUGGAUAUGAGAAUGUUGAUUAGUGGCAGAAGAGUCAAAAAAUGGCAGUUUAUUCAGUUAUUUGCAACUUGUUUUAUAGGGAGCCUCAUGUUUUUUUGGGAACCGAUCGAUAAUCACAUUGUGAGCCAUAUGAAGUCAUAUUCUUACAGAUACCUCAUAAAUAGCUAUGACUUUGUGAACGAUACCCUGUCUCUUAAGCACACCUCAGCGGGGCCUCGCUACCAGUACUUGAUUAACCACAAGGAAAAGUGUCAAGCUCAAGACGUCCUCCUUUUACUGUUUGUAAAAACCGCUCCUGAAAACUACGAUCGACGUUCCGCAAUUAGAAAGACGUGGGGCAAUGAGAAUUACGUUCGGUCUCAGCUGAAUGCCAACAUCAAAACUCUGUUUGCCUUAGGAACUCCUAGUCCACUGGAGGGAGAAGAACUACAAAGAAAACUGGUUUGGGAAGAUCAAAUGUACAAUGAUGUAAUUCAGCAAGACUUUGUUGAUUCUUUCUACAAUCUUACUCUGAAAUUACUUAUGCAGUUCAGUUGGGCAAAUACCUAUUGUCCACAUGCCAAAUUUCUUAUGACUGCUGAUGAUGACAUAUUUAUUCACAUGCCAAAUCUGAUUGAAUACCUUCAAAGUUUAGAACAAAUUGGUGUUCAAGACUUUUGGAUUGGUCGUGUCCAUCGUGGUGCCCCUCCCAUUAGACAUAAAAGCAGCAAAUACUAUGUGUCCUAUGAAAUGUACCAGUGGCCAGCUUACCCUGACUAUACAGCUGGAGCUGCCUAUGUAAUCUCGGGUGAUGUAGCUGCCAAAGUCUAUGAGGCGUCACAGACACUUAAUUCUAGUCUUUACAUAGACGAUGUGUUCAUGGGCCUCUGUGCCAAUAAAAUAGGGAUAGUACCACAGUACCAUGUGUUUUUUUCUGGAGAGGGUAAAACUCCUUAUCAUCCCUGCAUCUACGAAAAAAUGAUGACAUCUCAUGGACAUUUACAAGAUCUCCAGGACCUUUGGAAGAAUGCUACAGAUCCUAAAGUAAAAACCAUUUCAAAAGGUUUUUUUGGUCAAAUAUACUGCAGAUUAAUGAAGAUAAUUCUCCUUUGUAAAAUUAGCUAUGUGGACACAUAUCCUUGUAGGGCUGCGUUUAUCUAAUAGUACUUGAAUGUUGUAUGUUUUCACUGUCAGUGAGUCAAACCUGGAUGAAAAAAAACCUUUAAAUGUUUGUCUAUGCCCUAAGUAAAAUGAGCAUGAAAGACAAAUAUUAUGAAAGCCUAGUCCAUCAGAAUGUUUCUUUGAUUCUAGAAGCUGUUUAAUAUCACUUAUCUAUUUCAUUGCCUAAAUUCAUUUCAAAGAAUUCGUAUUUAGAAAAGGUUUAUAUUAUUAGUGAAAACAAAACUAAAGGGAAGUUCAAGUUCUCAUGUAAUGCCACAUUAUAUACUUGAGGCGUAGAGACGUUAUUAAGAAGUCUUGAUGUUAGAAUAAUUGCUUUUGGAAAAUACCAAAUGAACGUAUAGUACAACAUUUCAAGGAAAUGAAUACAUUGUUAGACCAGGUAAACAAGUUUAUUUUUGUUAAACAGCACUUGGUGGAGGUAGUAGGGGCAGGGAAAGGUCAGCAUAGGAGAGAAAGUACAUGAAUCUGGUAAAAGAAAGUCUCUUGUUCUUAAGAGGAGAUGUAGAAAAAUGUGUACAAUGUUAUUAUAAACAGACACAUCACUUCUUACCACAUCCAUGUAGCUAUUGGUGAUAGAGUCAUUAAAAUACCUUUUUUUUUUUUGGUAUCUUUUUUCAAGGUUAAUGAGAACUUUGAGAAAAGUGAGUAAUGCUGCCCUAAUACUUUGUAUGUUUUUAAUGGAUUUUUUUUAAGUAUUAGAAAAUGACACAUAACAUGGGCAGUUGGUUGCUCAUAGGGUCCUUCUGUAGGGAGAAACCAUUGUUAAUUCAAAUAAGCUGAUUUUAAUGAAGUUUUCAACUGGUUUUUAAAUAUUCAAUAUUGAUCUGUGUUUAAGGUUGUUAUUUGAAUGUAGUUUACAUAGAGGAAUAUAAUAAUGGAGAGACUUCAAAUGGAAAGAGAGAACAUUACAAGCCAAAUUUAUCCAUAAUUUUAUAAAAUGAAAUCUUAGUGUCUAAAUCAUUGUACUGAUUACUAAAAUUAACCCACUCCUCCCCAAUGAGGUCUUAUAAACCACAGCACUUUGUUCCAAGUUCAGAGUUUUAAAUUGAGAGCAUUAAACAUCAAAGUUAUAAUAUCUAAAACAAUUUAUUUUUCAUCAAAUAGCUGUCAGAGGUGAUCUUUAUUUUCUAAAUAAUUCAAACUUGAAAACAGUAAAAAAGUGAUGGAAAAGUUGCCAGUUUGGGGUUUAAACCAUUUUUAAAGCUGCAUGUUCCUUGCAAUCAGAGAGAUGUGUCUGAGAUCUAAUAAAGUAAGUUACAUUUAUUUUACAAAGCAGGAUAAAAAUGUGGCUAUAAUACACUACCUCCCUUCACUACAGAAAGAAUUAGGUGGUGUCUACUGCUAGGGAGAUUAUAUGAAGGCCAAAAUAAUGACUUCAGCAACAGUGGCUGAACUCACUCUAAGACCUUUGACAGCAGAGGCACCUGUUAGGGAAAAUAAGAUGUCUCAUAUAAUAAGGUAAUGUCUAAAAACAUGCAAAACAAAACUAAAAAAGAUUUAUCAGUAUACACAACUGGCUGAUGAUACUUAACAAUUUUUAGCAGGUAGCUUUUUAAUGUUUACAGAAAUUUUAAUUUUUUUCUAUUUUGAAAUUUGAGGCUUGUUUACAUUGCUUAGAUAAUUUAGUAUUUUUAACUAAUGUCAAAACUACAAUGUCAAACAUUCUAGGUUGUAGUUACUUUCAGAGUAGAUGCAGGGUUUUAGAUCAUCACAGUUUAAGUUUUCUGACCAAUUUUAAAAAACGUAGAGAACAAAAGCAUAUUUGACCAAGCAACAGGCUUAUAAUUAAUUUUUAUUAGUUGAUUCUUUAAUGAUAUAUUGCCUUUUGGCCAUAUAUACCCUGUGUAUCUAUACUUGGAAGUGUUUAAAGUUGCCAUUGGUUGAAAACAUCAGUGUCUCUGGCCAUCAAAGUGAUCUUGUUUACAGCAGUGCUUUUGUGAAACUAUUAUUUAUUUGCUAAAAGAACUCUUCUGAACCGUGUCCUUUUUAUUUUUGCUUAGAAUAGAAUGGAGCAGGUUUAAAUUUCAAGGAAAUAUGAAGGCACUUCCUUUUUUUUCUAAGAAGGAAGUUGCUAGAUGAUUCCCUCAUCACACUUAAAGUACUGAGAAGAGUAUUUGUAAAUAAAAGGGUUCCAACCUUUUAAAAAAGAAGGAAAAAACUUUUUGGUGCUCCAAAUGCAGGGCUAUCUUUUUUAAAAAUGUCAACAAAGGGAAAAUAAACUAUCAGCUUGGAUGGUCACUUGAAUAGAAGAUGGUUAUACACAGUGUUAUUGUUAAAAAUUUUUUUACCUUUUGGUUGGUUUGCAUCUUUUUUCCAUAUUGUUAAUUUUAUACCAAAAUGUUAAAUAUUUGUAUUAUUUGACUUUUGCUCUUGUAUGACAAAAUAAUUAGUGGGUUAAAAAAAAAAAUCUAUGAUUUCCAAUAAACAACUGAAAAAUUAUCA